AUGCCAAUUACCGCCUGGGCGUUAAGCAUGUUGCUGCCCGUUUUGAUCUUAGCGGUAAACAUUUGUAAAGAAACUAUUGAACCAUUCUUCUACACCAAACUUUUGACCGGUGUGAACAAUGUAGCAGGAAGUGUCUUUAACACUGUUAGUGGUGUGGUGCAAGAUCCCGGGCACACUGUUAGUGGUGUGGUGCAAGAUCUUGGGCACACUGUUAGUGGUGUGGUGGGAGCUGCUACUGGUGCGGUGGGUGGUGUCCUUGGUUUACUUUUGGAUGAGGACCUCAAGGAGCUGCCUGGUGCACUUCCCUCCGGGGCCUGUGCUACGCCAAAAUGGCUUGGUCCAGUGCAGGUAUUUGCGGGUAUUACCCCAAAAAAAGGGGGUGUUGGGUUUUUUGUUGCGGGCUAG
Messenger RNA from Melampsora larici-populina 98AG31, 405 nucleotides. RefSeq lists its product as uncharacterized. The transcript is spliced from 3 exons. The record is from RefSeq and is a predicted model, not a curated record. NCBI's taxonomy places the organism in Eukaryota, Fungi, Basidiomycota, Pucciniomycetes, Pucciniales, Melampsoraceae. Bases 1 to 405 code for a protein of 134 amino acids.